AUGUAUCAGCACAUAAUAUUAGCACGAAUAUUAUUUUCUGUUGGUGCUAGUUGUCUUAUAUUUAGUCUUGUAUUCGGUUGGGUAUCAUUUUCUGUACCUGAUUGGCUUCAAUUUUAUGAACGUAAUAAAUUAUUAGAUAAUAAAUUAUCAAAUGAAAAUUUUGAUCUUUUAAAAAAAUUUGGUUUAUGGUAUAAAUGUAUAUUUUCAACUGAUUCAAAUGAUUUUAUUUGUACAGUAUGGAAUAAUGAUGCUCCAAGUUUUGUUCGUGUUGCACAAGUACUUGUACCAUUUGGAUUAAUAUUAGGUUGUUUAUCACUUCUAUCAACUUGUGUUGGUUUUAUGUGUAGAGGAGCUUUAAUAUCUAUUAUGAUCUUUUCAGCAUUAUUUGCAUUUUUAAGUUUUAUAUUUAUAACAAUUGGUGCUACUGUAUUUGCUACAGAAUCUUUAGUCUACGUUGAACGUUUACGUUUAAAUAAUAAUGAGAAUCCUCGUCGUUGGGGUAUGUGGUUAUUAGUACCAAAUCUUAUUUUAUCUUUUUUAACUUCAUUAUGUUUUAUUACUGCAUCAUUACUUAAUUGGUGUGAUUAUCGAAAUAUGGAAGUGACAGGAAUUCUUAGUCAUAAUGUUGAUAAAUAUAAUGGUAGUGUUUAUAAAGCACCAUCAGAAAGUAAUACAACAUCAGUUAUAAAAGCACAAUAUCCACAUCAAGAUUAUCCAAAUACUUGUUAUCAAAUAAGUGGUUUGAAUAAUAAUAAUAAUAAUCAACAAAAUCCAAUGGGUUAUCCACCACCACCAAGUUAUGCUGCUUUAGUUAAUCCAUCAUAUCAACCAACUCCUCCUGGUUUAUUUGGAUAUUCAAGAUCGGGUAGUCCAACAAUGAAUCUAAUGCAUCAACAUACAAAUUUUGAUCCUUAUUAUCCUCGACAUUAUAUGACAGAAACGUUAGAAAUGGAUGAUUUAUCUCGUACGAAUCGUUCAUCACGUCGUCGUCCUCGUAUUCGUCGUCAAUCCAGUCAUCGUUCAAGAUCAAAUAGUCCAGAUGAAAGUACAAUUAUUGAUGAUAAUAAUCAAAAACAAACUCAAUUUAUUCCAAUACCUAUUCCUUAUUAUCAACCUCAACAAACAGCAUCAACAUCACAAACAACUAAAUUACAAACACCAAUGAUAUCAUCAAAUAAUAAUCCAUCAUCAAUAUCAUAUAUUGUUCCACAAUCAAAACAACAAUAUAUGGAAGAAACUGUUCAACCAAAUACAAAAGUGACUAAUAUGUUAAAAUAUGGUACUGUACAACCAUCAUUAAUGGUAUCUAAUCCAAGUCAACCUGUUUAUACAAUAGCUUAUCGAACAAAUAAUGGUGGUAAUUUACUUGCACCAAAUAUUAUAACUGGACCAGCAGCUGCAACAUAUGUAACAGCAACACGAAAACAAAUAUCUGAAAUAACUUCAUUGAUUAGUGAUUCUGAUAAGGAAGAAGAUCGUAAUUAUCAAACUAUUCCAAAACAAAGAAAUUCUAAAAAGAUUAAUAUCAAUGAAGCAUGGACAUGGCGUAAACUGUAA
Molecule: messenger RNA, 1557 nt
Organism: Rotaria sordida
Lineage: Eukaryota; Metazoa; Rotifera; Eurotatoria; Philodinida; Philodinidae
Source: the annotation of a GenBank genome assembly